AUGGGCAAAGAUAAGAAGAAAAAUGGCAAAAAGGGAGAGAAAGGAGCCCUGGCUGUCGUCCAUGAACCUGUUCGGGAGUCUGCUGUUUCUCUGCACUCCAUGGCAGUGCCUGGCGGUCAGGCUGAGGAUCAGCAGGCCAGCUCAGGACCCCAGGAAGAGCCCAAACCCUUUGAAGAGCCCCCACCCGUUGAACCGGUGGAAUACGAAGAGCCCGUUCUCACCCGACUCAUUGUAGAAUGCUAUGAAGGAGAAAAAGUCCAUGGAUUGUAUGAGGGAGAAGGACUAGCGAAAUUCCAAGGAGGAAAUCUAUACCAAGGCAUGUUUUCAGAAGGCCUCAUGCAUGGACGAGGAACUUAUACGUGGGCUGAUGGUGUGAAGUACGAGGGAAACUUUGUGAAGAACGUGCAGAUGCAUCAUGGCAGUUACACUUGGCCCGACGGCAGUGUCUACGAAGGCGAGGUGAAGAACGGCAUCAGGCAUGGCUUUGGCAUGUUUAGGUCGGGCGUCUGCCCCGUUUCGUAUGUCGGCCACUGGUUUGAAGGCAAAAGACAUGGCAAGGGCACCAUUUAUUACAACCGGGAGGGCUCUUCCUGGUAUGAAGGUGACUUUGUAAACAAUAUCAAAAGUGGAUGGGGGAUUAGAUGCUAUAAGUCUAGCAAUAUCUACGAAGGCCAGUGGGAGAGAGACGUGCGCCACGGCGAAGGUCGGAUGCGGUGGUUGACAACAAACCAGGAAUAUACAGGACAGUGGGUGAACGGAAUACAGCAUGGGUACGGCACUCACACUUGGUAUCUGAAGAGAAUACCUGGUUCACAGUAUCCCUUGAGGAAUGAAUAUGUCGGGAACUUUGUCAACGGGGAUCGCCACGGCCGUGGGAAGUUCUUCUUUGCCAGCGGAGCCAUGUACGACGGAGAGUGGGUUUUCAAUAAAAAGCACAGCAUGGGCAAGCUUGUGUUCAAGAAUGGCCGUGUGUAUGAAGGUGAAUUUAUAGACGAUCAUAUAGCGGAGUACCCAGCUUUUCAGCUGGAUGACAUGGACAUGCAGAACCUGAGUGGCAUCUGCACUCCAAGUCCCUUUGGCACCGAAAGUAUCAAAGUGGUCAACGGCCCAGGAAGUUUGCCUGUGUUGGGCUCAACCAUUGAAAUAGACAUAUCGACCUUGUUGGCUAUAUUUCCCGAAAAAGACAGGGAGGAGGAAAUCAAACAGACGGAGUUUGCCGUGCUGAGGUAUAUCUCGGAACUGAGGAAAAUCUACACCUUUUACAGCAGCUUAGGGCAUGACCGCUCUCUUGACAACACCUUCCUGAUGACCAAGCUUCAGUUCUGGCGGUUCUUAAAGGACUGCCGCUUCCAUCACUGCAACGUGACCCUUGCUGACAUGGAUCGGAUCCUGAACGAUAAAAUGUCUCUUGAAGAGAUUCACUCCCCUUAUGAGACGCUGCUGCUUCGAAUGUUUCUGACCUACCUGAUCUAUUUGUCGUUCCACAUCUAUUACAGAGAGUUUGGUGACACAAGCCCCCGUCUAUUCAAGUGCUUCUCCAAAAUGAUGACGAAGAACAUCCUUCCCAAUGCUUGUCAGAUCAAAGGCGUUUUGUUCAGCAACCGGCAAGAAACGGUCUGUGCUGUCAAUUACAUCGACAAGUGCUGGGUGAUUUACAAAGCUUUCUGCAGACCAAGGCCCUUAGGCCCUUACGAGCCUACUAUGAAAAUGAGGCAUUUCGUCUGGAUGCUGAAAGAUUUAAGACUCGUAAGCAAGCAAUUAAACGCCACCAAAAUUGUGGAUAUCCUGGCAAAAGACAGUCCCUGUGUUCGGGAUGGCGAGGACACUAAUUUAGAGAAAGAGCUUGUUUUCCUGGAGUUUUUUGAAGCCCUCCUCGACUGCGCCUCGCUGUAUGUCACUGACGAGAUGUUGAAGCAGCAAGCAGAAUGGGUCAGCCAGGUGGGAAGCAGCGGCCGACCGACCGACUACUCCAUAGGACUCAAGAUUUCCCCGACGACUCUGGAGUUGUCUUCUCAUCAGUCGUUUCAGAGCAGCAGUACGAGUAGCUCCAAAGCAAGCAGCGAAACUAGAGACACGGCCACUUGCUAUGUUAGCGCCAAGUCUUCUGCGAGCAAGAUUGUGCACUUUGUUGACGCUUCGAAAGCGAAGAUGAAGGGAAAAGCCAAGGAUGGUGAAAAAGAGGAGAGACCGUCUCGGCGUGGUUCAAAAUCCUCCCAGAAAGAGAGAUCAGGCUCCCUACAAGGAAGUCAUACCGGUGCAACUCUGAACGUCACCUUCACCUCCGACGUGGUGCCUGCAGAUGACAAAGAGGAAAGGGGAGCUCAGCCUCUGCUGGGCUUGGAAGAGGAGCAUGGCCCCCUCCUCAGUACGCCCCUGAAAGAACUGGCCGAAAAGCUGGAAAAAGCCAAAGAAGACCUGAAGAUCCGACUCAGUUUGUGGAUGAGUCGCAUGUACAUCUUCUUUGUGAGGAAUUUUUUUGCUAGCUACAAGCACUUGCAACGUGUGAAGGAGACCGUGUUGGACAACCGGGUGCGGGACGCGGAGCUGGCCGUGCAGAGGAGGAUCAAGGAGGAGGAGGAGGAAGCCCGGCUUCAUGCUCUAUGGGAAGCAGAAGAGGCCAGAAAGCUGGAAGAAGCUGCAGCAGAAAAAGCCGCCUCGGAACUUGAGGAAAGUGCGAGCAGAGAAGCGGAGGAGGGCUCCGUCCAGCUACAGUCUCCGCCAAAGGAAGAAUCUCCCAUUUUGCCUCCGAUCCCGCCAAGCGCCAAAGCCGCCGCUGCAUGGAAGAAAAAGAAAAAGUAGCGGAGUGGCACGCCUGUUGGAAGUCCUCUUUGAGGGAUCUCAGUGGUGCAGUUUGGGGGGGUAAUGUCAUACUGUGCAUCGGCAGCAAAAUAUUUUUAUGAACCUGUGAGCACAGAAGCCGCUUCAGGAGCACGAACAUCCCUGCUCACUU
This is a messenger RNA of Gekko japonicus, 2950 nucleotides long. RefSeq names its product radial spoke head 10 homolog B-like. The transcript has 20 exons. NCBI's taxonomy places the organism in Eukaryota, Metazoa, Chordata, Lepidosauria, Squamata, Gekkonidae. The coding region runs from base 1 to 2799 and encodes 932 amino acids. The record is from RefSeq and is a predicted model, not a curated record.